Messenger RNA from Sordaria macrospora k-hell, 4098 nucleotides. Lineage: Eukaryota; Fungi; Ascomycota; Sordariomycetes; Sordariales; Sordariaceae. The record is from RefSeq and is a predicted model, not a curated record.
AUGGAUCUGGAUCCUCAGGAAGAUAACCCGGUCGAGAUGAAUGUCGAUCGCGAUGGCAACUCCCACGACUCAGACAACGAGUCGUUCAAGAGUGCCAUUGACGAACCCUUUGACUUGAGGGAGCUCUACCAAGAUGCCCUGGAGGAGCCGUCUGAAGAACUCAGCGAUCAAGUGUCAAGCCCCGCUGCCUUGACCGCAAGGGCGUACCAACUCGAAAUGUUCGAAGCAAGCCUCAGGCAGAACAUCAUCGUCGCUAUGGACACUGGCAGUGGCAAGACUCAGGUCGCUGUACUUCGCAUAGCCAGAGAGCUCGAACAAAGUGACAAGCGAAUCUGGUUCCUAGUGCCAACGGUCGCCCUGGCCCACCAACAACAUCAAGUUUUGCAGUCUCAAAUACCAUCAGUCAAGACCCUAUUGAUCUGUGGCCAUGAUGGGGUGGACAGCUGGUCUGACCAGGCUGUUUGGGAUGCCAUCCUGCUCAACGUUCGUAUCGUGGUGUCGACGUACCAGAUUUUGUCCGAUGCAAAUGCUCACGGCUUCGUCCGCUUGGAUUCGCUGAGCUUAAUUGUCAUUGACGAAGCACACAAUUGCUCCAAGAGCCAUCCAAUUUCCAGAAUGAUGACCGAGGCUUACCUGCCUGCAAAGAGGGCCGGUCUACCAGUCCCUAGUAUCCUCGGUCUCACGGCAAGCCCGCUGAUGUCAAACAACCUCGACGACAUUGAAAAGCUUGAACAAGUUCUUGAUGCUGUUUGUAGAACUCCUACAAAACAUCGAGAAGAGCUUCUUGAACACGUGAACCGCCCGGAGAUGCUCGUGUUUCCAUACGGCGAUUCUGGGGGCCCUGUUACCGAGCCAGCACCAACCGAUCUCAUGAUAAGAUUCAGAGAAGCAUAUCACGGACUUGAUAUACGCAAGGACCCAGAAGUCUUGCUCCUCAAAGCACAACGCACUGAACGGGCUAGGCAAAAGCUUCGCCACGCUGUUACAAAGAAGGACACGACCGCCCAGAAAGAAAUGAAGGGGGUAUACAACAGGUCCAUCCUCGUGCACAAGGAAGUUGGGCCAUGGGCGGCAGACUAUUACCUUACGAGAGCCAUUUCCCAAAUGUUGGCCGAACUGGAGCAUGAGCAUUCGGAUCACUUCCGGUACAUCGGCGAGGCAUUACGAUCCAUUCCUAUUCCCACCGUUUCAAAAGAGCCCAUUCAGCUGUCCUCGAAAGUUCAGACUUUGCUGCGAAUUCUCUCUUCGCAUCAGGAGGAUCCGGUCGGUAUUGUUUUCGUCCAGGAGAGGGUAAUGGUCAGCAUUGUGACGCAUAUCAUAUCCACCCAUCCGCUAACCAAGGACCGUUACCGCACUGCUGCCAUGAUUGGCACUGCUAACGUACCAGGACGGAAGCAACAUUUCAAGGACAUGACAAAUGCGGGGGAUAACAAGUCCCUCGAGGGAUUUCGCGAAGGUCGGUUUAAUUUGCUCGUUGCGACCAACGUCCUUGAGGAGGGUAUUGACGUUCCCAUCUGCAACCUCGUCAUAUGCUUUGAUAAACCAUCAAAUAUCAAAUCUUUCAUCCAGCGUCGCGGAAGGGCAAGAAAGGGUAGCUCUACACUCUACCUCAUGGUCCAGGAUGCUUCUGGCGAAUCCGCGACCGGCUGGCGUGAUCUGGAACGUCUGAUGAAAGAGAAAUACGAGGACGAGAUGCGUGAAACCGCAGAACUCGAGCUGGUAGAGGAUCCGAGACUUGGCAGUUAUCCAGUUCUGGAAGUCGAGAGGAUGGAAACACCCCUCGAAUUCGCGUUCAUCCUUCCUGUGCCAGUUCCUUACAUGGCGCCUCUGAAGCUGUGGUGGAAUGCCACUUCUGCUUUGGAGCUCAUCACCGAUUCAGAGAUGCAGGAAUUUUGCAAAGAAGGAGUAGCCAGAGCCGGGCCAGACCAUUCCUAUGCUUUGCUCGCCAUGGCUUUCCAACAUCGAUUCCCUCUCGAGGGCAAGCAGUAUCCGAUUCGCCUUGUAUCAACUCAAAGGAAACUUGAUGUCGCCGGAAUUGCAGCUCUAGAGUUUGACCCUCAACUGUACGAAAGCUUCACUGACCCUCCCCUUGUGCGACUUGUUGAAGGGACGCCUUUCUUCGUCACGAAGGUCUUGCCGUCCAAGCCACCGGCCGAGCUCGUAUUGAAGCCAAGCAAAGAGCAUGCAGACCUUCCAGAGGACGUUCCAUAUGUGGUUUACAAAUCUCUAAGCAAAGCUGUUGGUCAGUUUCUUCCACCUGAAGCAGCUCAUGAACAUGACAAUUGGAUUCCUAAGGAUGGAAAGCUGUACCAAAAGGUCCUGCCUUCCACAAGUAUUCGGAUGGAUGACUUCCCGGCCGCGUUCGCCCAGGUGGGCGCGGUCAUGCCAGCUUUUACAAGGGCAGUGGAGAUGAGUCUAGUAGCCGCGGACCUCAUGUACAAUCGUCUGGGUUGUCUGGAACUUGAUAACUUGCUUCUCGUUACAACCGCACUCACUAGCAUUGGGUCACGAGCCCCGACCAACUACGAAAGACUGGAGUUUCUGGGCGAUACGAUCUUGAAGUUUUGCGCUUGUCUCACAGCUUCGGCAUUAUUUCCAAACCACCAUGAAAGGUUGCUCUCCCAAUGGAAGGAUAGUCUCGUGAACAAUGUGCGACUCUGUCGAGCAUCUAUCGACUUUGGCCUUGACGAGUACAUCAUCCACUCAAUGGCCUCGAAGAAGUGGCGGCCUAAGUUUGUCGAGAAUUAUCUGGAUGACAGCAAGUCCCCUAAGUCGGCAGAAACCCGUGAAAUGAGCUCCAAGAUGGUAGCCGAUGUUAUCGAGUCCCUCAUCGGCGCCACAUACAUGUGCGGGGAUAUGUCAAAGGCACUCGAGUGUAUCGCCCUCCUUCUCCCCACUUCCAAGUCCAGCAAGUUCAAGUGGCAGGACAUUGGUCUUAGCCGUGACAAGCUUUUCGAGCUUGCUCCCAAUGAUGCCGUCCUCCACAAGCAAUUGGAGCCUCUGGAGAAGGCCAUGGGCUACGCUUUUACCAAAAAGUCACUCCUCAUCGAGGCCAUGACGCACCCGUCCUGCCCGGGCCUCGGUGACAACGACUCCUGCUACGAACGCCUCGAGUUCCUCGGCGAUGCUAUUCUCGACGUCAUCGUCGUCAAACGUCUCAUGGCUGAGACGGGCCCCAACGAGCUUGCGCACAACGACAUGCACGAGUACCUCUCCUCCGUCGUCACCGCCGACAUCAUGGCUUUCCUGGCCAUGGAAUGGGUCAUCGCCAGGACAGACACCGUCGAGAUCGACCCUGCGAGGCUGGACGCCAUCGACUCCCUUCCCUUCUCCAAGCACACCAAGAUCACCCCUGCGAACCUGGUCUCCAACACGGAGGACUGGGCCUUUUGGCGGUUCAUGCGCCACAACUCCUCGCACGUCGCAUCCGCCCAGACCGUCACCCAAGAACGCUACCUCACCCUCAGAGACGACAUCCGCACCGCGAUAUGGGAGAAGCACGAGCUGCCGUGGGCCUUGCUGGCGCGCAUGGGCCCCCAGAAGUUCUACUCGGACAUCGUCGAGUCGCUCGUCGGCGCCGUGUGGGUCGACUCCGGCUCGUGGGAGGUGUGCGAGCACGUGCUGAACCAGAUGGGCCUCUUGCCUCUGCUCGACCACUUAAUCAGGACGAAAGCGCAUGUGAUGCAUCCCAAUGUCGAGCUGCAUAUCCUGGCGCCGCCGAGCAAGCGGGAAACGCGCACCGAGUUUGUUAUUAUCUCCAACAAGCGGGGCAUCAUCAGCCACGGGACCGAGUUUGCGGAUGAGACGAACGCCGUUGAUGACGGGCUUGUGAAGGUAGAGCCAUAUCAUGAUGAUGACGUGCCGACGCAGGGCGAGGUGUUUUCUUGUAAACUUUUUGUGGGAGGCAAGCAGGUGGCUGAUGUGACGGGUGCGGGAACGAAGGAGGAGGCCAGAGUGCGGGCGGCGGAGAAGGGGUGUUUGGUGAUUAAGGCGGAGAGAAGGAAGGCAAUGGCUGAAAAUAAGGCUGUGGAUGGUGCUGCUGUUGCGGACAACGAAGGUUCCAGUCAAGAUGCGGAUGGGGAUACGGUCAUGGACUAG